Messenger RNA from Strigops habroptila (Kakapo), 4518 nucleotides. RefSeq names its product FYN binding protein 1 (gene FYB1). Gene Ontology annotation, cellular component: plasma membrane. The record is from RefSeq and is a predicted model, not a curated record. The transcript is spliced from 20 exons. Gene Ontology annotation, biological process: T cell receptor signaling pathway; integrin-mediated signaling pathway; protein localization to plasma membrane. Gene Ontology annotation, molecular function: lipid binding; protein binding. Lineage: Eukaryota; Metazoa; Chordata; Aves; Psittaciformes; Psittacidae. Bases 374 to 3019 code for a protein of 881 amino acids.
UCCACUGAUCAUAAUGAAACCCACAAGCAACACUGUUAUGCAAACCCUUGCUGAGAAGCAGAACUCAUCUUAGCAAACAGAGCAUGCUGCUGAAGUGAGAUACCCAUGGGUUGUCUCAUUGCUGGAACCAGUUUUUCUGCCUCUAUCAAAGUAUUGGAGAGCUUUGGGGAAUCAAGAUACAAAGUGGAGAAGAUAAACAAGAACACAGAGUGGAGAGGGGGAGCAGCAGGGAAGAAAAUUGCUGAGAAGGAAAAGAAAAACUGACACACACCCCCAAACCAGAAGAAUUUCUGUUUUCAUAAGGGAACUUGCAGUUCUCUAAGGAGUUUAUAGGAAUAACCUUAGUCUAGCAACCCAAGUUCUAGUACAGUCUAUGCUUCUCACCGCAGGACACUCAUAUUUUAAUUUUAAAGUAGAUGUCAGGGUAGAUGUGAAAUCACUCAUGGCGAAAUUUAACGCGGGUAACAACCCCACAGAGGAUGUUUCUGGUAACAGCCACCCCUUCAAAGCCUCUGGACAACCUACCUAUACAGGAUUACAGACAAGGAAAGCAGCAUUUGAGAAAUUUGCAAGUCAAGGAAACGCAACUACUUCUUCAGGACCCAGUACCUUUCACAAACCUGUUCAUCCUAAGCCUCCUCUGGCAAUCAAGCCUUCAAGUGAUGAUAAAACAGAGAAGGAUCCAAAGCUCCCAUAUUUGAAACCAGUGGCACAAAGGUUUGGAGUUCAGCUUCAGGCAACUAACAGAGAAAAUUAUGAAAAAGCUGGAUGCACUAAACUCCCCACCAAAACAAGUGACUCGGCAAAGGAAGAGCCAGUGCCUCUGUAUCCAAAACUUGCACAGAACAGGUUCCUUAACUCUGCUCCUCAUGAGAAAGAAAAAAGUGCUCUGGGAACAAAAUCAAAUCCAAAUUUUGCACCACAGGAGAGUGAGGCAAAACCAGCAUUUUCAAAAGUAACUGGAGUUAAGGAAAAGUUCUUGUCUGCAACACAAGAAAAUGAGCCCAAAUCUUCUUUCUCUAAACCACCUCUUGCACAGAAACCUUCUCUAAACCAUGAUGUCUCCCACAAUGAAGACACUUCUAAUAAAAAUGUUUUUCUUCAAAAAGGACUAUCAGGCCCUAGACAAAAUAUACACUCAUUUAAGGCAACAAAGGAAAUGGAUGAAAAUAGUAACUGUUCUGCAGAAGCUACAGGCAGUCAUAUUUCUAACAUAGCUCUGAAGCCUACUGAUCACUGCGCCAGUUCAUCUCAAGGAACCCCCAAAAAUAUGGAGGAAAAAAUUGAAGAAAAGGGAAUGAGUGCUGCGAAGAACAUCUUUCUCAACAAAAUUAUCCAGGAAGAGUCAGGUUCCUCUUCUAAGUUCCAUAAGACAAACACAGCAUUUGCUGAAGGAAGGCUAUCAGGUGGAUCACAAGAGAAAGAGGAUGGGGACAGGAGCUCAGGAACUCCCAAGCAAAAAGCCUUGCCCCCACUGUUCAAGCUGGGCCAGCCCCCGCAGAAGCCCAGCAGGCCCCCCAGCGUGCAUCUGGAAAGGUUUCGGAAAAGCAGCCCAAAAGACAACCCUAAAAAUGAAGGUUUGAAACAGAUAGGACCUCCCUCAGCAGCACUUUCCCUGCCUGUACCUCCACCACACUCUGCUACGCAGUUGCCACCUCCUCCAUCAGCCUCUCACCCAUCUCUGCAGGCCCAAGCAGCUCCUAACCUGCCUCCCAGAAACGUCAAGCCCAGCUUUGAAACAAUAAGUCCGGAAAAUGAAGAAAAUUAUGAUGAUGUUGCAUUUGUUUCACAGGGUCAUCGAAACACAGAGGGGGGCCAAGAAAGCGAUGGUGAAAUGUAUGAAGACAUAAAUGACAUCAGAUCAUCAAAGGAAAAAGAGAAGAAGUGGGACAAGGAAGAAAAGAGAAGAGUGGACCAAGAGAAGAAGGAACAAAAGGAAAAAGAAAAGAAAGAGCAGGAAAUAAGGAAGAAGUUCAAAUUAACAGGACCCAUCCAAGUCCUUCAUCAGGCACGAGCUUGUGCUGACCACAAGGGAGGGAAGAAUGAACUGACUGUCAAACAAGGGGAUGAGAUUGAAAUAAUUCGCCUCACGGACAACCCAGAAGGAAAGUGGCUGGGCAGGAUAAAAGGAUGUUAUGGAUACAUUAAAACAACCAUGGUGGAGAUUGAUUAUGAUUCUUUAAGAAGAAAGCAGCAGCUGUCUACCAGAGCUUCUGUGAAAUGUCCAGAGAGUGACCAAGAAGUGUAUGAUGAUGUUGGAGAGCAGGACAGUAUUAGCAAUCACAGUGGUGGUCAAAGUGGAUCUGGAAAUAUGUUCCCACCUCCUCCUUCUGAUCAAGAUAUUUAUGAUGGGAUUAAUGAUGAAGAUGCUGCAACGAGGUCUGUAUCACAGGAUGAAGACAAGAAUGGUAUCUGGUCCUGGGGAAUCUUGAAGAGGCUAAUGGUCAAAGAUGACAAAAAGAAAAGUGUACGAGAAAAACCAACUAAAGUCAAUGGGGCAGAAGAUAAUGGAGAUUUGUUCAUGCCUCCUUCAGCAAAGCAGUUUGGAAAAGAUUGUGGAGACAAUGAUGUUUAUGACGACGUAGAUUCUUCAGACUUCCCUCCUCCCCCUCCUGACCUCAGGCAAAAGAAAAUGGGAAUUUCUCCCCUGAUUAGAAAUAUUUCAUCAAAAUCAGCAAAGCUUGGAAAACAUAAAUCAGAUGAAAAAGAUGCACAAAAGUUUAAAAAUACGGAAAGAGAAGAGAAAGAGUUCAGGAAAAAGUUCAAAUUUGAAGGUGAAAUUAAAGUUAUUUACUCUACCACUGCAGUCCAGGAUUUGCCCCAGAGAAAAUGGGGAUCUAAAGACUUACAAGUUAAACCAGGGGAGUCUCUCGAAAUUAUAGAAAGUACAGAUGAUACCAAGGUCCUGUGCAGGAAUGGAGAAGGAAAAUAUGGCUAUGUUCUGAGAAGCGAUUUAGUUCAGAAUGAUGGAGAGAUUUACGAUGAUAUUGGAGAUGAUUGCGUCUAUGAUAAUGACUGAGGCAGAAUUUUAUGCAAGUAAGAGGUUCAUUGAAGAUCAAAAUCUAUUUCAGACUUGCUAAUUGUGGAAGCGAGAGAAGUCACUAAAGCUGAUUACAAGUUAACUCUUCUAAAUGUACAAUUAAACUUUCUUUAGGAUUUCAGGGUUCUUUCAUUCCUUGCUUUGUAUGAAAUUUGUAUUGCCAUUUAUCUGAGCAAAUAAAAUUCAGGGAAUAUGAGCUAAAGUUAAGGUUACCAUUUUCCACUUUCUUUCCACAUUUAUGAUUAUCUUCAAUUAGCUAUACCCAGAGAGGCUAGUUCAGGUCUAUGAAGGAUACAGAUGAGAAAAAGCCCUGGGAACAGGUUUUACUCUGGCUCUGGUCUAUUAAACACCAGAGACUGCCACUCUGGGGAGGACAGUAUCCUGAAAAGAAGUGCUUCCUUUGGUGAUAACAUCCUGUUGUGAAAACAGGAAAUCAAAAGUGGGCACCAGAGAAGACAAUACAUUGCUGACUUGCCACUCCAACCGCAAUAGCGUUAGCUACACUGACAUGUACAGCCAUGUACCAUUAUUGCUCAAGUUUCUUUUUCUAUGUUGUGCUAAUGAUAGAAUAUCAUUCUCUAAGGUUUAUUUGACCAUUCUGUAAGUACUUUUUGACUAACAGUAAAUUAGUAACAAUGCUAUCUGUCUUACACACAGCACUCUGAGAUAUAAACUAUAGAACAGCAUAGUAUAGACUAUAGAUUAUAGUAUAGCAUUGCUCAAAAUAUAUUCAGAAUAUUUAGGUUAAGAUUUAGUUUCUGUUUAGUUUGCAGAUAUGUUGCUGUUGCCACUAUAGUAAUUUAGGCAUUAAAAUGGACCUAUAAACUGAUGAUAAAUUGAUGGAAAAUCACUUCUAGAUUAAAUACAUAUUUUGAUAAUAACUUUUACAUCUAAGUACUAUAUUUUAUACUAGACUUGGCUGAAUGAGAGUAUAGAAACAACAUUUAUUCCUAAGAAUCAUUGUGAUGCUGUUCUCUGAAAGAACAAGUACCAAAUGAAAGUAAAAUGAACAAUGAAUCAUAAGUAUCACUUUGCACUUAUAUAUCUGAACUCACUGGAAAUCAAAAGACAGUUAUAGUGAACUCCCAAUAAAGAGGGUGAGCAUACGCAGAAAAUGGAAUGUAUACUUUUAAUGUGUGAUGCUUUUUCUGUAGUGCAAGAUAAUCAAAAACGUGUAAUAACCAAUGUGGCUGGAUCAGUGUAAACAACUCCUCUUGAUAAUAAAGUAUCCUAUAAUCCUCAAGGGAAGCAAAGUACACUGUGAAAACCAGUGCAAUGUAGCAAACUAGCAAGUUUAGCUUAUAAUCAGAAAAUUUUUGGUUCUGUUGAAGUCAGUGAGCUUUGGUCUUACCUUCAGUGGUGCUGAGAUUUCAUCUUACACAAGUGCCUUUUACUGAUGAUUCAAAAUACAGUGAAUCUUGAAGGAGGUAUAAUGCUAUGGGGAUAUCAAACAUAAAAUUAACUGUUGAGAUAGUAGC